GUGUACGGGCAAGGAAAAACAAGUUGCAAGCUGCAGCUGCAAGAGCACAUGCUCCAAACCCACAAGCCAAGUGGCUCUAUAUAAAGCGAGCAAGCAGGAGAGGACUACCGCCACUGCACAACCGUGACAUCUCUGCAUCUCAAGGUCAUACGCGCAUCCACACGCCUCUCCAUCCCUUUGCCAACAACCUCUGGUCCUCUGCUCUCCUCUCGCCGCCGAUCGACCGUUAGCCAUGGACGCCUCCUUCCUCUCGCUCUCGCCGGAGCUCCGCGACGCGCUCGUCAAGGUCGCCGUGUUCGUGCUCGUCCAGGGGCUGGUCUACCUCAUCCUCCGCAACUCGUCCAACGUCUUCUCCAAGGACGGCGGGCUCAGGUCCCUCAGCUUCCGGCCGAUGCGGUCCAUGAGCAUCAGGCGCGUGCUGGCGCCGCUCUCCGACGUCCCCGUCGGCACCGACGAGCCCUCGACGUCGCCGUCGCUGUCGUCCGCGGCGUCGCGCCGCAGGGUUAGCCGUGAGGAUUGAGAUGCCCCCGGAGCGGGUAGUUUGGUCACUCUGAAUAGUAAUUGGUUUGCUAUACGGUUGCUUAUGGAAAUAGUAUUUGAGUUCUGAUGUAAGUGGGAUAGAUGUAAUCUUGUAGAUAUAUCGAUUGAAAAGAAUCGGAAGACUGGAUUAUUGAUUCUUUAUAACAUGAUUGCUCUUUCUUCUUGUGAAUACACUGCUUGUUGGCUCUUGUUGGAAAUGAUCCAGAAGAACAGCAAAGUUGGAAGACUGGAUUAUUGGAAGAUAGAAAGAGGCUUGACUAGCUCUGCUAUGAUAAGGAGCUGAAAUAUAGCGUGAUUGAUUAGUA
Molecule: messenger RNA, 845 nt
Organism: Panicum hallii
Lineage: Eukaryota; Viridiplantae; Streptophyta; Magnoliopsida; Poales; Poaceae
Exons: 1
Coding region: 233-520 (95 amino acids)
Source: RefSeq, a predicted model, not a curated record